Molecule: messenger RNA, 1617 nt
Organism: Ascochyta rabiei
Lineage: Eukaryota; Fungi; Ascomycota; Dothideomycetes; Pleosporales; Didymellaceae
Exons: 4
Coding region: 1-1617 (538 amino acids)
Molecular function (GO): protein binding
Source: RefSeq, a predicted model, not a curated record
AUGGCCCAGCAGAACUGCAUCUCGCUGCAGGGCUCGUCAACAUGUCCAGCUUUUAGCGCAGCAUCAAUCAGCACCAACUUGACUGGAGACUUCUCUUUCCUGUCCUUCGUGUCAGACGUACAGUCGUUUGACAACCAAUUACGAUCUUACAUCUCGACCACCUACACACAAAGACAAUACCAAAACAUUUUAGGCUGCUCAAGUGUCGAUCUCAGUAAUACUACCGACCUGUAUGCUCGCUAUACAACCACAGUACUCUGCAACGCCAUCGUGCAAAGCUCUCGAGGACCAUGUGGCCUCAGCGACGCCAAUUCAACACCGCUUUGCGCAAGUGCUUGUGCCGAUUUCGCAACCAGCGAACAAGAGGUUGUCUCAACACCAGAACUGUGUGGCACCCCUGGCAGCAACGCGCACUCUCAAAUACGGGCCGAUUUCACCCGCUGCUCAUUACCGGCCAAUUCUCUCAGUGGCAGCUGCAUCGAAGCAGCGCGCAACGAACCCAGUGAAUGCGGCUACGGCUCAAACUUGCAAGGCCUUUGCUCGUACUGUGCUGACAGCACUGUCAACUCGACGAGCUCGUGUUGUGUCAACUCGAACGUUGAAGCACGAUGUGUGGGUGUCGAACUACCAACGACUGUCUCAAUGCCACCACUUUUCCCCACCAGCACAUCAACUACUGCGCCGACUGCUACCUCGAGUAGAGCUGGUACGAGCGAGUCAAAAUCCGGACUCUCUGGAGGUGCUAUUGCAGGCAUUGUCAUUGGUGCAAUCGUAGGCGCACUUCUCAUCCUUGCAGCUCUCGCCUUUUUCUGUCUGCAAGCCCGUAAGAGGAAGGAAAGUCAGUCUGGCAGCAUUCUCAACACGCCAUCACCGUCACGACACUCUGCAAAGGCCCCGCCUAUGAAUUACGGCGGUGACGGUCAGCUUCCACCCUCGAUCGUACCGGGUGCCCGUGUGCAGCGCAUGUCAGCUCUAGAAGGCUCAUCGUCCUCGGACCAACACAGCGACAGAGGGAUGGCCAUGACUGCGUUUGGCGGCUCUCAGGGUGCCUUCGGUUCGCCAGACUCGAGACACCAUCACUUUGCGGGUGCUGCAGCUUUUCCCAAGCGUCAAGGUUCCCUUUCAAGUCAUUCAGCUCUUGAGUCGAGCACCAAUUCGCCCCAAUCCGGAUCAGACGGACGCAACUUUUCGAGUCCUGACGGCGUUGCAUCUGGGCAGUCCGAGCAACUGCAGUUUUUCAAGGACUACUACUCGCAAGACGACAUCCACCCCAACGAUACUGUUGCCACUCUCUGGGCUUACCAACCACGCGCCGGCGACGAGUUUGAGUUGGAGCGUGGCGAUAUGCUCAAGGUUGUUGGCAUCUGGGAUGAUGGGUGGGCUACUGGUGUCAGGCUCGCCGAAUCAGCAGAACAAUGGGAGGCAAGGAAAGCCGAACAACGCGACUCGGGCGUUAGCAACGGAAGCCGAAGAUCGCAGACUGAGAUUGACAGCGAUAUCAAAGCGUUUCCGCUGGUCUGUGUGUGCUUGCCACAACACUGGCGAAAGACAAUAGAAGGGGACAGCACGGACAGCGGACAUGGGCCCGGAGGUGGUAGAGCACCUCCCAGCCCCUAA